AUGGAUCUUAGAUUAGUACACAUUCUGGGGUAUUUGGCAGGCCUCUUCUUUGCCUUAGAACCCUCAUAUAUCCACCCAGAUGAGCAUUUCCAGAGUCUGGAAAUUUUGGCGCAUAGAUUUUAUGGAUCCCACGGCACUGUACCGUGGGAAUUCGACGCUACUAACGCGGCACGCAGUUUUGGACCGCUUUACUUGGCUUACGGUCCAAUGUUUUACAUUUUUGGGAAGUUCGGUCACCAGCUGCCUCCCAUAACCCUGCUUUACCUCGUACGCUUGCAAAACUAUGUCGUCUUUACGUGCAUCUACAAAUUGGCACUCCAGUUCCUGCUUCGAUCGAAACUCGACCGUGCUAAAGCCACUUUUUACAUUUCCACUUCUUACGUGACAUGGACGUACCAGAGCCACUCAUUUUCCAACUCGCUCGAAACUUGCGCGUUGUUGAUAACACUAUCACUGUUCCAGGUCUUAAUUCUCGACGCAAGGGUUGCCCGUUACAACCACUACCGUACUUCUGCUCUCCUUGGCAUGGCUAUAGCUUUUGGUGUUUUCAACCGCAUCACGUUCAUCGGCUUCAUCGCCCUGCCAGCAAUACCCACUUUGCAGAAUUUUUAUCUGGGGCAUAUCAAAUCGUUCUUCAUUUGCGUCACUACUUUCAUAUUAUCGUGCUGUGCAUUCAUUUAUUUUGACACCAUUAUGUUCCAAUCGCCAGAUUGGUGCAUAGCGCCUUUAAACAACUUGCUGUACAAUCUAAAGAGCUCCAACCUGGCUCAACAUGGUGUUCAUCCUCGUUACACGCACCUUUUGAUUAACACCCCGCAAAUGUUGGGCCCGCUCAUGGUCUACUUCCUCUCCAAAAAACAGAGAAUGAAUCUGGCAAUGCUCUCGUGCAUUUCUGGCCUUGUCUUCCUCUCGGCAUUUCAGCACCAAGAGCUGCGGUUUUUAGUACCACUAAUGCCCUUGUUUUGUGCCUCCAUCAAUCUCUCCAAUUACAAUUCAGCAAAGCGAAAUAAGUAUAUCACCCGUAUCUGGCUUGUGUUCAACGUUGCUUUGGGCAUACUUAUGGGUUCUUUGCAUCAGAGGGGCGUUAUAACCGCCAUUGGUGAAAGUACUAAAAACAAUGCUAACAUUGGAGUUCAUCUAUGGUGGAAAACUUACUCUCCUCCAACUUGGUUGUAUUCAAAUCAGGAACUUGUGGUGUCUGUUCCAAACAUUCAAAAUGGAGAAGAGAGGCUCGACAACUUGAAUGUUCAAAUCGUUACCGACCACGUUGUAGACUUGAAAGGGUGUGAGUAUGACCUUUUCGAAAGUGCCGUCUACGGCUUUCUCCAGCACAAUGCUAGCAUCAGAGUCUUUGUUCCUAAAUCCACCGACAGCAUGUUUAAAAGAAUUGAGAUCAACAAUGCUACCAUGCAUAUUAACAAGACUUGGGACACUUACCUCAAUUUGGAUCUAAACCAUUUAGAUUUCACAGAUGCGUCCAGUCUGACACCUGGAUUAACGAUUUACGAUAUAAAUUUGAAAUAA
Molecule: messenger RNA, 1524 nt
Organism: Lachancea sp. 'fantastica'
Lineage: Eukaryota; Fungi; Ascomycota; Saccharomycetes; Saccharomycetales; Saccharomycetaceae
Source: the annotation of a GenBank genome assembly